This is a messenger RNA of Malania oleifera, 1713 nucleotides long. Its product is annotated as galacturonokinase. Gene Ontology annotation, biological process: galactose metabolic process. The transcript has 14 exons. Gene Ontology annotation, molecular function: galactokinase activity; ATP binding. The record is from RefSeq and is a predicted model, not a curated record. Gene Ontology annotation, cellular component: cytoplasm; cytosol. Bases 173 to 1486 code for a protein of 437 amino acids. Lineage: Eukaryota; Viridiplantae; Streptophyta; Magnoliopsida; Santalales; Ximeniaceae.
UUUACCCAAUGCCGCUGCCUCACUGUCACUGAUUGUCUCUUCAUUUCUUCAUUUCUACUCUUCAAUCUGUGUCUACCUCGCUCUCUCUUCCCAUAUAAAGAAACAGCGCAUUUAAGUUGAAAUUCCCCAGAAAGAACCCAUUCCAAAACUCCUCUUACGGGCGUCUUCCGAGAUGGUUGGGCUGUCGUGGCCUUCUGAAUCAGAGCUAGAUGGAAUAAGAAAAGUAGUUGCUCAAAUGAGUGGGAGAGGUACUGAGGAAGUAAGGGUUGCUGUUUCACCAUAUAGGAUUUGUCCAUUGGGAGCUCAUAUUGAUCAUCAGGGUGGAAUUGUUUCAGCCAUGACAAUCAACAAGGGUAUAAUUUUAGGGUUUGUUCCUUCUGGUCACCCUCAGGUCAUACUACGUUCAGGACAAUUUAAAGGAGAAGUUAGGUUUAGAGUUGAUGAGGUUCAGCACCCAAGGAAUACUGUCAAGCCCAAUGACAAUGUCCAUGUAAAUGGUUCAUCCAAGUCUCAGGAAGAAUGUAGUUGGGGAAAUUAUGCCAGAGGAGCCUUAUAUGCGCUACAAAGUAGGGGGAAUCAAAUCACUCAGGGUAUCAUGGGAUUCAUUUCUGGGUCUGAGGGACUUGACAGUUCAGGCCUCAGCUCUUCUGCCGCUGUUGGAGUGGCGUACCUGUUGGCUCUUGAAAGUGCGAAUAGUUUGAUGGUAUCUCCCACAGAAAAUAUUGAAUAUGAUCGGCUGGUUGAAAAUGAAUAUUUAGGUCUGCGAAAUGGCAUAUUGGAUCAAUCAGCUAUAUUACUUUCAAGGCAUAGUUGUUUAACUAUCAUGAACUGCAAGACCAAGGAACACAAGCUUAUACAUCCGCCAAAGUUGCAGAAGAAUCACAAUAUUGAGGAGCCAAAAGCAUACAAGAUACUAUUGGCAUUUUCAGGCUUGAAGCAUGCUCUGACAAAUAAUCCUGGUUAUAAUCAACGAGUUGCUGAGUGUCAAGAAGCUGCAAGAGUUCUUCUGCAUGCUUCUGAAAAAGGUGAUAUGGAACCUUUCCUGUCCAAUGUUGAACCAGCAGCCUAUAAAGCUCACAAGGGCAAGUUGGAACCUAAUCUAGCUAGAAGAGCUGAGCAUUAUUUCUCAGAAAAUAUGCGGGUUAUUAAAGGACUUGAAGCAUGGGCCUCUGGUAGAUUGGAAGAAUUUGGAGAGUUAAUCUCAGCAUCUGGUCUAAGUUCUAUUAAGAACUAUGAAUGUGGUUCUGAGCCAUUGAUACAAUUGUAUGAGAUACUCCUGAGGGCUCCUGGAGUAUAUGGAGCACGGUUUAGUGGUGCUGGAUUUAGAGGGUGUUGUAUUGCAUUUGUUGAUGCCGAAUGUGCAGCAGAAGCUGCAUCAUUUGUGAUGGAGGAGUAUCGGAAGGUUCAGCCUAAGUUGGCUAGCCAGAUAAACCCAGACAAAGCAGUUCUGAUAUGCGAAGCAGCUGACUGUGCUCGGGUAAUCUAAAUGAGUGAUCAUUUCAUCAAAACUAUACUAUACCCCCAUUUCUCUUCUUUCAUUCACUCAUCAUUUUUUUUCCCCUGUAUGUGAUUUCAUUUAUAUUCUUUGUUUUUUUGCUUUUAUUUUUUAUUUAACUUAACCAAGCCUCCUGUUGAAUCUCCUGCACUCUGUGAAACUGAGUUGAAUCUUCUGUGCCUGGUAAAAGCAAUUAAAGGGGAAUUAUUUUUAUUUUA